Electrophorus electricus (electric eel) is the source of this 2524-nucleotide messenger RNA. RefSeq names its product mbt domain containing 1 (gene mbtd1). Gene Ontology annotation, biological process: negative regulation of DNA-templated transcription. Gene Ontology annotation, molecular function: zinc ion binding; chromatin binding. Gene Ontology annotation, cellular component: nucleus. Lineage: Eukaryota; Metazoa; Chordata; Actinopteri; Gymnotiformes; Gymnotidae. The record is from RefSeq and is a predicted model, not a curated record.
UGACAAUUGUUGAUAAUCAACUAGAGUUAUUUUUUGCAUUUCGUGAAAUAUAAUACGCAAGCCCCUGGCUUUGGGGUCUUGGACUAUAGUGUAAUAGCAUUAGGUUACGAUCUUACAUGAAGGGCUAAUGGAGGAAGCAAGAGAUUUGGCUGAGCGCAGUUCGCGUUCAGAGCGCAAGAGGAGAGACUCGUUCGGCAUUUUUGAUGGAUAUGACAGCAGUGAGGAGUCGAGCAGCAGCUCCAGCUCGGAGGACAGCGAGGAUGAAGUGCGCAACAUGCCCCCAAGCCUGCCCAUCAUUAAGAACAACGGCCAAGUUUACACUUACCCAGAUGGCAAGGCAGGAAUGGCAACUUGCGAAAUGUGUGGCAUGGUUGGGGUACGAGAUGCUUUCUACUCAAAAACAAAGAGGUUCUGUAGUGUGUCCUGCUCCAGAAGCUACUCCUCCAAUUCUAAAAAAGCCAGCAUACUGGCAAGACUUCAGGGUAAACCACCAACAAAAAAGGCAAAGGUCUUACAGAAACAGCCACUAAUGGCAAAGUUGGCAGCUUAUGCACAGUAUCAAGCAAAUCAGCAGAACCAAGUUAAAUCAAAAUCAGUGGUUCCUGUUGAGGAGUUUGACUGGGGCAGGUACAUCUGUAGCAAUAACCUGGUCGGAGCACCAGUAACCUGUUUCAAGCAUGUACCAUUGUGUACAUUCUGGAGUGACGUCACUGAGGGUGUGAGGGUAGAGGUCCUCAAUUCUGACACAAACCUCUCUACCAAAGUUUACUGGAUAGCAGGGAUUGUAAAAUUGGCAGGUUUCAAAGCGCUUCUUCGAUAUGAGGGAUUUGAUAAUGACUCGAGUCAUGACUUCUGGUGUAAUCUGUGUGUCCCUGAAAUACAUCCUGUUGGAUGGUGUGCCUCAAAUGGAAAACCCCUGGUACCUCCGAAAUCAAUCCAACACAAGUGCUCUAACUGGAAGGCAUUUCUUGUGAAGCGACUAACUGGAGCCAAAACUCUCCCAUCUGAUUUUUCUGUAAAGGUGCACGAGAGCACACAAUACCCGUUUAAGAAACUAAUGCGUGUGGAGGUGGUGGAUAAAACGCACUUGUGCCGAACGCGUGUGGCUCUGGUCGAGCAGGUGAUUGGGGGCCGUUUGCGUCUGGUCUACGAGGAGAGCCAGGAUGGCACAGAUGACUUCUGGUGUCACAUGUACAGCCCACUCAUCCAUUCCAUUGGCUGGUCAAGGAGUAUUGGACACCGCUUCAAAAGAUCUGAUGUGUCAAAGAAAAUUGAGGGCCUUACCGAUGCUCCUUCCCAGUUAUUUUUGAAGGUGAAGGAUGUAGACCAAAGUGGCGAUUGGUUCAAAGACAACAUGAAGCUAGAGGCAAUAGACCCUCUCAACCUCUCAGCUAUAUGUGUCGCUACUGUAAGAAAGGUGUUAGCAGAUGGGUACCUCAUGAUUGGGAUUGAUGGCUCAGAGGCAGCAGAUGGCUCUGAUUGGUUCUGCUACCACUCCACCUCUCCCUCCAUCUUCCCUGCAGGCUUCUGUGAAAUCAACAGUAUCGAGCUCACACCCCCAAGAGGGUACUCUAAACUGCCAUUCAAAUGGUUUGACUACCUCAGAGAAACCGGGUCAAGAGCAGCCCCUGUGAAACUCUUUAACAAAGACGUCCCCAACCAUGGCUUCCGCGAGGGGAUGAAGCUGGAGGCGGUAGACCUGAUGGAGCCGCGUCUGGUUUGCGUGGCCACCAUCACUAGGAUCGUCCACCGGCUCCUCCGCAUCCACUUUGACGGCUGGGAGGACGAGUACGACCAGUGGGUGGACUGCGAGUCCCCAGACCUCUACCCAGUGGGCUGGUGUCAGCUCACUGGUUACCAGCUCCAGCCUCCCGCAGCACAGGCCACAAGAGAAGCACCUCUGAAUGUGACAAAGCAGAAGAAGAAAGCUCCACAGUACAAAGGGCAGAAGAAAAAGAGGAAGAUUCCAGUUGGGAGGAGGCCGGUCGGGUUUGGUGGGUCUCUGAGGAGGAGCAGUUUCUCAGGCGAUGAAGAGCAGACUCCGCCCCAUUACCUGCUCCACCCGUCUGGGUCCAGGCGACCUCCCGCCUCAGGGGUGGAGCGUGAUCGCUCUCUCAACUCAGAGGUCCCACUGCAGCUAAAGGAGGAGACUCCGGAGGUGGAUGAGUUCACCUUCUCGCAGGGCAUGUCGGAUCAAGAGAGCAACGGCUCAGGCAGCUACUGCAUUAAGCAGGAUCCCUGAGCAAUGGUGGUCGCCUUGCCCCGGAGGCUUACCUCACUGCCAGCAGCACUGGAAGGUCCCAUUCAGAGCGAUGCACACAGGACCUGGAAGAACAGGGUGAUGGCUUGCUUUCCUCUUCCGUGCCAGCUCUUUUUUUUCUUUUCAGGUAAGAAAAGUCGAUGAAAAGACAAUUCGGUGACAUUUUCACAAGACCGAAGUAACAGGGAUUCUCUUUGGAAUGGGGACGUUCUUGAUUUCCCGUCUUUUGUUUUAGUCAGUUUGCCCGAUGGACGACACACUCAG